AUGUGGGGCUUGAAGGCGUCGUUCCUUCGAGAUAGCUCACUCCGGGCUCCUCACGAACGAGCUCCCUUGCAGCUCGGUGGCCUUCGGUGCGGCUUCCAGGAAUUUGUCCGUGAAGCGAGUAAGGAGGUCCGAUCCGCAGUUCCGUCACCCCACGAGGGGAACAGCCGGAGACCACCGAAGCGAAAGAGAGUAAGUGAUAAGAGGCAUGGAAAACUGGUGAGGGUCUGUCUGCUGAUUAAAAGUCAAAAAGUAAAGCUAGCAGCAGAGGAUGAAGAAGAAUUACCCCCCCAUCCCAAUUCUCCUGCAAGGCCAGAUGCUCCCCCACCGGUACCGGAUGAACCACUAUCAGUUCCUGACCCUGGGCCUCUAGGACCAGACCUGAAGUUUCUUAGCCCUUCCCACACCAGGACAGGUCUAGCCUAUACUCAAGAAGCAUUUGAUACUGGGGCCACGUAUAGCGUCCUCAAGGACCCCACUAUCCCCUAUCUUUCUUCAGAAACUACUCCCAUUGUUGGAGUCACAGACCGGGAGGAGGCUGCUCCAAAGACUCUUCCCCUCUCUGUUCAGCCCCCACAGGGACCUACUAUCUCACAUUCAUUUUUAGUAUUGCCUCAGUGCCCUUUAAAUCUUCUGGGAUGGGAUCUCCUUGGCAAACUGGGAGCAACUCUCAAGUGUUCACCCAAGGGAGUCACUCUUGAUAUCUCUCCUGGCCGAGCGGAUGUGUGCUUUUUGCAAGACCCUGAAGCACCCACAGAUUUUAAUCACCUCAAUAUUGAUCCCAAAGUUUGGUAUCAAGGCACACCAGGGCUGGCCCUUUUUGUCACCCCACAUCGGGCUCAACUUCUUCCUCAGGUGCAACCUGUGGCCAUUCGACAGUAUUCUAUUAAACUAGAGGCCCAUGUAGGCAUUAAGCCCCAAAUAGACUUAUUUCUAGAGAACGGCCUCCUUCACCAAGUCCAAUCUCCCUGGUCAACCCCAAUUUUUCCAGUCCCAAAGCCUGAUGGAUCCUGGAGAUUUGUUCAUGACCUUAGGGAAGUUAGCCAGAUACAGCCUCUUCAUCCUGUGGUAGCCAAUACAUACACUCUUUUGACCACCCUGUCCGGUGACCAAACGUGGUACACCAUCAUUGACCUCAAAGGUGCUUUCUUUUGCAUUCCAUUGGCCAGGAAAAGCCAACCCUAUUUUGCAUUUGAGUGGGAAGAUCUAGACAGUGGUCUAAAAUGUCAACUCACUUGGACCCGACUUCCCCAGGGCUAUCGCAAUAGCCCAACAGCAUUUGCCACCACCCUUGCUCAGGACUUGAGAGAUUUUUCAACAAAUGACACUACCCUCCUCCAGUAUGUGGACGACCUCCUAAUUGCAGGAAGAGACAGGGAGGGAACUAAGGAGGUGUCUGUUGCCCUCCUCAACCAUCUGGCAAGGAAGGGAUACGCAGUACCCCAGAAAAAGGUCCAAUGGGUCAAACAAGAAGUCCAAUAUUUGGGGUAUAUUCUCAAGAAAGGCAAGAGACUCCUCCACAUGAAUGGCCUGCAAACCAUUGCCUCUCUGAAGGCACCUGCCAAUAUAAAACAACUGAGAACUUUUUUGGGAAUUACCGGAUAUGCCCGGCUGUGGAUCCCCAUGUAUUCCCUGUUGGCCAAACCUCUCUAUCAGUUGACUCAGAAAGACAUGGCCUGGGACUGGACUGGGGAACACCAGAAGGUCUGGGAAGGCCUUAAGUGAGCCCUAGCCGCUGCAUCUGCCCUUGCCUUGCCAGAUCAAAGCCGAGGGUUCGACCUUUUCCUGACAGAACAAAAGGGAUGUGCCCUUGGGGUCCUGCUUCAGAAACUGGGGCCUGAAAAGGUACCAGUGGCCUACCUUUCCAAGGGCUUGGACAAUGUAGUUAAAGGUUGGCCCUCCUGCCUGCGAGCAGUCGCUGCCACUGCUAUACUGGACCAAGAAGCCCAGAAAAUCAUUCUAGGUGCUCCAUUAGCAGUGUACACCCUCCAUGCAGUUCGAACCCUGCUUGAACAAAAGUUACCUGCCUGGGCCACCUCUAACCAUGUUUUGCACUAUGCUAGCUUGAUUGUGGAACAGGAAAAUAUUAAACUCCACCGGUGUGAACACCUCAACCCUGCUACUCUCUUGCCUCUGCCCCCUGAGCCAGGCUCUGACCCCCAUGAAUGUUUUGAAGUAUUAGAGACAGUUGUUGGAAUUCACCCUCAUCUGCAAGCUGAACCUUUAGCAAACACUGGAGGGCAGUUUUGGACUGAUGGCUCAUCAUUCAUGAAAGAGGGGAAGAGGUUCACAGGCUUUGCAGUAGUUACUGAAGAUGGCCCAUUAUAUUUGCAGAAAUUGCCCUCCCAUUAUUCAGCCCAAGCUGCUGAGCUUCUAGCUCUGAUUAAGGCUUGUCACUUGGCUAAAGCGACAGCGAGUUAA
Python bivittatus (Burmese python) is the source of this 2418-nucleotide messenger RNA. RefSeq lists its product as uncharacterized. Gene Ontology annotation, molecular function: aspartic-type endopeptidase activity; nucleic acid binding; RNA-DNA hybrid ribonuclease activity. Gene Ontology annotation, biological process: proteolysis. Lineage: Eukaryota; Metazoa; Chordata; Lepidosauria; Squamata; Pythonidae. The record is from RefSeq and is a predicted model, not a curated record.